This is a messenger RNA of Aspergillus pseudonomiae, 945 nucleotides long. RefSeq names its product SDR family NAD(P)-dependent oxidoreductase. NCBI's taxonomy places the organism in Eukaryota, Fungi, Ascomycota, Eurotiomycetes, Eurotiales, Aspergillaceae. The transcript is spliced from 4 exons. The coding region runs from base 1 to 945 and encodes 314 amino acids. The record is from RefSeq and is a predicted model, not a curated record.
AUGUCCGGAGCUGCCAAACAACGUCUCCAAGCACUCAGCCAGCAAUUGGUGGAGGGCAUCCCCGACGCAGGCACGUUUGAAGGCAUCCCCAAGAUUAGACAAGUUGCUCAGGACUCGGUCGGUCCCCGUGUCAAGGACAAGGUUGUGAUCGUAACAGGAGCCAACUCACCUGCCGGCAUCGGUCGUGCCAGCGCACACCAAUACGCUCACAAUGGUGCCAAAGCCGUCUACAUCUGUGACUACGACCCCACACAUUUGGCAACUCACAAGCGGGAAAUCGAAACUCUCUAUCCAGGUGUCGACGUUCACACCCGCCAGUUCGACGCAGCCGAUGAAGUGGCUGUGAAAGCCGUGGUCGAUGAUGCAAUUCAGCGCUACGGCAGGCUCGAUAUAUUCUUUGCAAACGCAGGGAUUGUGGGUCAGCCAAAGAUAUUCACAGAUAUUUCUGGGGAGGACUUUAUGAAGACGCUGAAGACAAAUACUCUUGGUGUCUUUUUGGCUGUCAAGCAUGCGGCCGGCGCCAUGAAACAGACGUCGGCCUCGAAGCCGUAUCCCUCAGGCUCUAUCAUCUGCACUGCAUCAGUUGCCGGCUUGCGCUCUAAUGCCGGUUCGACCGAUUACUCUGCGUCGAAAGCAGCUGUAGUCUCUAUUGCUCAGACAUGCGCGUAUCAACUGGCGGGCAGCGGUAUCCGGAUCAACGCUAUCUGCCCUGGCUUGAUCGAGACAGGCAUGACGCAAGCUGUGUUUGACGCCGCCCGCGCAAGAGGAACGCAGCGCAAGAUCGGACAGUUGAACCCUUUGCAGCGAGGCGCUGUUGCUGAUGAGGUUGCUCGGGCAGCCCUUUUCUUGGGAAGUGAUGAAAGCAGCUAUGUAAAUGGACAGGCAUGGGCGGUUUGCGGCGGACUGAGUGCGGGACACCCGUUCGUACCUGGCAAACUGGCUUAA